This is a messenger RNA of Scedosporium apiospermum, 633 nucleotides long. Its product is annotated as Exosome complex component CSL4. The coding region runs from base 1 to 633 and encodes 210 amino acids. Gene Ontology annotation, cellular component: cytoplasm; nuclear exosome (RNase complex). Lineage: Eukaryota; Fungi; Ascomycota; Sordariomycetes; Microascales; Microascaceae. The transcript has 2 exons. Gene Ontology annotation, biological process: RNA processing. The record is from RefSeq and is a predicted model, not a curated record. Gene Ontology annotation, molecular function: RNA binding.
AUGGCCUCGGACAGCAAAGUCCCCACCACCGCCGUCCCCGGCACGCCCCUCGGCCUCGCAAUCCACUACCACGCAGGCCACGGCACACACAUCCACGAAGGCCAAAUCGUGUCCUCGCUCCUCGGUCGCGUGACGGUGACGCAAGCGCCCAGCAAAGGCCCGGCGCCCCUCAAGCGGCUAACCAAGAUAACGUCGCGGACGGCGGAGGAGCUGCCGACGAUUUCGGUGGCGCGGCACGAGAGGCGGCGCGAGGUGCUGCCGGACGUGGGGAACGUGGUGCUCUGCCGCGUGGUGAGGCUGGUGCCCAAGCAGGCGAUCGUGUCGAUUCAGCAGGUUGGGAGCACGGUGUUGGAUACGGAGUGGCAGGGGGUUAUUCGGGCGCAGGACGUUAGGGCUACGGAGAAGGAUAAGGUUAAGAUUUAUGAGUCGUUUAAGCCUGGUGAUGCGGUUAGGGCGCAGGUGAUAUCGCUUGGUGACCAAGCAAACUACUACCUAUCAACGGCAUCCAACGAGCUAGGUGUCAUCAUGGCCACGAGCGAAGCCGGCAACGACAUGGUGCCUGUGAGUUGGAAGGAGUUUAAGGAUCCCGUUACCGGCGUCAGCGAGUUGAGGAAGGUUGCGAAGCCGGACUAG